CAUUCCCUCAAACAAAGAUCUAGUUAGGACUAACAAAGCACUCUUCAAUUCUUCACGCAUGUCUUCGCAAGGAUUGGGCACGGCAUUCGCGGCACUCGUAGCUUUCUCGACCGAUGCAGUGUCUCUUACAAUUGCUCUUAUCUUUCUGAUGCUUUUUGGGACGUUUCUGCCUAUGCAAUGUUGCUGCAAAAAGAAGAAACGAAAGGGAUUGGUUCGACCACAGCCUGCUCCUGCUGCAAUGGAGUCUCCAUCACCACAACAACAAACGGGUGGACAACAGCAAAGUGUUAAGAAGGUUGUCAAAAAGCCAAGCGAGGAGUCAUCAAAGAAGGAAGGACCAAAAAGCAAGUCAAUUAAAGGGCCAGAAAUGAUUGACGAGCGAAAAGAAGAAAGGAAAAAGCAAUUGGUAAAAACAGCGGUUGGCCUUCCAAAGAUGAAGAACGACAAACACGACGAGGGAAUGGCAGAUGGUUGUGGCUACAUGACAUUGGACAAAUUGGAUAGAAAUAUUUUUGUUCGAGACCUUCCAAAGUUAACGCCAAAACUGGGUCCUCCAAAAAUGGUUGAUGAGUCGCCUAAACAGAAAGGAGUUGCUGAUGGGGCUGAAUAUCAAACUCUUGGAAAGCUGGAUGUGAAUAUAUUCAAGACUGCCAAGGUGGGGAUGAAGAAAGCGAAGCCUAAAAAGAUAACAAAGUCGAAGCCCAGUCUCGACAAAACAAAGUCAAAGCCCACUCUCGAUAGGACAAAGUCAAAGCCCAGUCUCGAGAGAACAAGAUCGAAGCCCAGUCUCGAUACAGAAACGGGUGAAAGCGAAGAGACAGAGGGAGAGUCGAGCGUUGACCGGACGAAGAGUGAAGAGAAGACUGUGGACAAAAAUAAGAAGAAGAGAAAGACUUCAAAGGAGCAUGCAAAGAAGCAUCACAAGACGGGUCACAAAGAUAAGAAAAAGCAUCAUCACCAUCAUAAGAAAAGCAGUAGUAAGAAGGAUAAAUCCAAGCCAAAACUGAAAGAGGAUAAGUUUGGCAAAAAGGAGGGUAUGGCUGAGGGAUAUCAAUAUGAGACGCUAAACAGUCUUGACCGCAACAUAUUUACUCAACAUAGUGUGACAAAGUCAUCUCCAUCUUUUGAUAGUGAAGAUGAUGACUGA
Molecule: messenger RNA, 1147 nt
Organism: Meloidogyne enterolobii
Lineage: Eukaryota; Metazoa; Nematoda; Chromadorea; Rhabditida; Meloidogynidae
Source: the annotation of a GenBank genome assembly